Messenger RNA from Haemonchus placei, 783 nucleotides. NCBI's taxonomy places the organism in Eukaryota, Metazoa, Nematoda, Chromadorea, Rhabditida, Trichostrongylidae. The record is from the annotation of a GenBank genome assembly.
AUGCGUUACCCAUUCUUCGAUCAACAGACGGGAACAGCUCAUCGCUUUAAUCCUGUAUUCUACCGCUUCCCUGCUCAACGUGUCACCUCUACUGAUCCGAACAUCGUUGUGCAGUACACGACUCAUCGCUGGCGUCGUCGGCAGUCCACAAACUCAUCGGAUGCUAUCGAAAUGAAAAUGUUUCUUCGUGAUAAUCCAGCCCUUGAUGCAGCUCUUAAUACUACAACAUCAACAAAUCAAAUCGAGUCAAAUGAUUCUCUGUUUGAUUAUGGACAAGGAAAAGGAACUCCGAAGGGCCUCUUUGAUUACACUGAGGAAGGAGAUGAUGACGCAUCAAAUGAUGAUGGUGGCAGUGAUGAAGAGGAUUGGGGUUCGAAGCGCAAAAGUCGCAAAGCUCAUAGCAGUUCGUCCGGUGGCGGAAGCAGCUCAAAAAACAAGAAGAAGGCGAGUGACUCCUCGAAAGGGGGGCGAAGUAGCGCCGCGGCAGCGAGUGCGGCGCAGGACGCGGCGGAAGAUGCAAUGAAUUACCUCUGCAAAUUGUGCACAGCGUCCUACAAGAGUCUUGCGGGCUUAGCUUAUCACAAAGCUUUUCAACACCACAUACCUUUACCUUUUGGUGUUAACGUAGAAAUCUCCUCUCAUCUUGAAACAUCUUCGAUCUGUGAUUUGUGUCUUGGCAGCAAACACAUGAACAAGAAGACGAAGAAAGCUGAGGAUCUCGUGGUUUGUCAUGAUUGCGGAAGAUCUGGUGAGUGGGACCCCAGGAGUGUCUCGUUCGCAUAA